Molecule: messenger RNA, 3635 nt
Organism: Paramuricea clavata
Lineage: Eukaryota; Metazoa; Cnidaria; Anthozoa; Malacalcyonacea; Plexauridae
Source: the annotation of a GenBank genome assembly
AUGUUAAAAAUAUUAAACCAAAAUAUAUCUGACGAAAACAUGUUGGAAGAUUCACAAAAAGAAAGUGUUACCCAGAACGCCAGAAAAGAAGUCUGCCCCGAGAAGUUUAUGGGAAAAUUAUUAAACUACGGUUACCCUUUGUUCCGAAAAGGAUUCGAACGCAUCGAUUGCAAAGAGUUCGUCCCAAUAGAAAAACUUGUAACAAUCGUAGCGAUUCUACCAAAAGAGUUGGGGAAACCUGCACAAAGUUAUUUUGAAAUCCUACAAGGUGUAGCAAAAUAUUACCCUGGAAUGCGGGUAAUAUUAGCAACGCAAAAAGAUUUGGAACCGUCGGUGAAAUCUGAAAUAUCCAAAUUGAAAAUUGGUUUUGAGAAUCACAUUAUCGACAACGCAGGCCAAGGUGCUUUGCUAAUAGAGCUAGUAGGCAAAGUGUCCACUCCUUAUGUGUUAAUAGCAUCGAAUAUAACCCAUUUUGAUGAUGAUAUUAACCUAGAGCGCAUGGUUCGUGUGCUAAGUUACGAACCUCGAGUUACAUUUGUUGGUGGUGCUCACCGUAAUUUGAGGGGAGAGUGGGACAUAGGUUGUCAACAGAUGGCCUUUAAGAAUAUGACCGCAACGUACAUGGGAGGAUAUUAUAGGUCAUUUAAUGAAUGUGUCGUAUGCGACUAUUUAUCUGGAUCGAUUAUGACAAGGAGUGAGACGUUCAAGGAACUACAAUUUGACGCCAGGUAAAUUUCAGUAUAUAUACACACGCACACGCAAACGUGGAUGAAAAUAGGCAAAUUAAAAUAAACAAAAUCCCCUCUCCCAGAACAAUUUCGGCUGUAUGUGUAGAGAGCACCAUAGGCGGUUUUUAUUCCGGAGAGGAGAGGGGAGGGGUUAUUAACAGAGUUUAAAACUUGUUAGUUAUGCUGGGUUUUUACUAGUUUUCCCCAGGGAUAUAGAUAGCCAGAUAGGAUCUCUCCUGUGCUAGCCAUGUGAUUGCCCUAACUGGACAUGUGAUGAGGAGAACAAUUAAGAACUGAUAUAGCUAUUCAGUUAAGUUAAGUUAAGUUAAGUUAAGUUAAGUUAAGUUAAGUUAGUUAAAUUUAAUUUCUCGUUUGUAUCAAACGAUGGCCCUUAAUACUGGACUUCAAAAGAGACAUGCUAGAACAGAUAGAGCUAUCCAGAAUGAAGAUAGUUUAGUUCAGGUUUCCUCCUGCAUGUAGUAAGACAGAUCAAUAAGAGAUGCUCCUUACUGGACUUCUAUCCAGUAUGAAGAAAGUUAGUUUAGUAUACGUUUCCCUCUGUAGUAAUUUUCGACCGGAAAGAAAUGACGACCCCUGCUAUGCGAAAAACAGUUUAGAAUUAAUAGAACCAUGCGUAACAUCACAAACAUCAUAUUCACCUGAGUACAUAACACCAACACACACAAAAAUGGAACUAGUUUAAGGUAUACUUCUUGUAGUAACACUAGAUCAUUAAUGAGUGGUCUUACUGUUAUUGGAUCUUUAAAUAGAGCUAUGUUCAGUGUAAACUGCGAUUAUGUUUUUUAUAUUAUAUUUUGUUUAGUUCAGUAAAACCAUAAAAGUAAACCUAACCAUGCAACCAUUGUUCACGUCUUUUAGCAUGAAGUACGGCGCCUUUCACGAUUUAUUUUGGCGCUUCAGGAAGGAAAUGCCUGAGAACAUCGCAGCAUCGUGUCCGGAUGUUAUGUUUAACAUUUACAGUCGUGAAAUUGACGAUGUCGAACUGGUAGCAUUCGCAAACAAACAUCUGAUUCACAGGAUUAUCGACCCUGAUGGCAGAGUGCGUUGGUAUGGUUGCCGUAAGGGGUAUUCUUACACUUCUGCCGGGUUGUGUAAAAAGGUCUCGGGAAUGGGCCUGUCUCCGGCAGAAAUGGAAAACCUGGCCGAUGUGAUCAAAUUUUUCAUGCGAGCAUGCCAUGCUUCUGGUGCGUUUUGCGAGUUCCAGUCUGGAACGAUGAUGGGUGAGUCUCAUUUUUUCUAUCGUUUAUAUCCAACUUUAUGAGAUACCAUAUUUUCCGAAUAAUGAUAUCUUGUGGAGUCGACUGUCUGAACUGUUGAAAACAAGACAAAAUUCAAGGUGAUAUUUGGACUCUAUUUCAAAGUCAUUGACACUGGUAAAAGAUUUCACUCAGCUUUAGUACAAGACUUAUCUUGGAUCUUGCCCUCCACCUUUUCGUGUCCAUAGUUUACAUCCACUUUUAGACGCUUGAUAUUUCGAUUUUUCACACAUGCCAUCCAUUUCUUCAGUCUUCCCCCCACUUCCCUCUGUUUCGAUCCCUUUUUGGUCACUUCCAUAAUCUCCUUGUCCGAUUCGUCACCAUCUCCUCUUAUGACGUGUCCAUACCAUCUCAGCCUUGCUUCCCCUACAUUUUUUGCAAUGUCUACCACCGCACUUCUUCUGAUCUCUUCAUUCCAUAAUAUCUCCGACCAGCUGUCUUUCAUUCUUCUUAUUACAUGUCCACACCAUCUCAGCUUUGCUUCCCUCACCUUCUCUGCAAUGUCUACCACCCCGCAUCUUCAUCUAAUCUCUUCACUCCAUAAUGUCUCUGAUCAGCUCUCUUUCAUCUCUUCUUAUUACAUGUCCCCACCAUCUCAGCCUUGCUUCCCUCACCUUCCCUACAAUGUCUACCACCGCACAUGUAUUCAUGAAUUCCUCAUCUGGCUUGGCCUCUAAGGAAAUGAUUUCAUAAGUGAUACAGCCAAACCCACCGUUGUAUAUCAGCGAAAAUGUUGGUAUUUAGUGAGAAAAAUGAAUGAUCAAACAUAAAAAACCCUUUAUAGGCAUGGUUUUUCUUUGUUUUUUCGACAUGAAUUAUUGAGUAUUACUUUUAUAUGUCACAUACAAAGCAAAUUUACUGUAAAUUUCUCGAAAAGGAAGCAAGCAUUAAUUUUAAUCUUUUUCUGACACUUCCCAAAGGUGCUGUAAAGUUUAACGGUGUUCUACCUUGGGACAUUGACGGCGACAUUGUUUUCCUCGCAAAAAAUUUCUCUGUUAUUGAAAAACUCAAGAGCAAAAUUGAAAAAGCUGGUUACACUUUAAGCGUAGGCUAUGGUGUGAAAGAUGGCCGCACAGGAUAUUUUGCUCUCAAAACGACAAACUGGAAAGUCGACUUGUGGGGUUUUACCGAAUUUGGAAGUCACAUGGAUGUAGCUAAAGGGGUCAUACCAACGAAAGUUAUGUUUUCGGGUCAGUGGGUGAACCAUCCUCAUAACCCUGGACUCUUUGCAAGGAAUCGCUACGGAAAUGGAAUAUACAGACAUCAAGAACAUUGGCGAAGACAUAAACAUAGUAGUGCAUGGAUUUUGUAUAAUCCCGGAAGUUUUCUAGAGUGUCCCGAACCAGGCCAUUCAUCGUGUCUUGAUCAGUACCCAGCGGAUGGUAACAUGCAGUUUAGUGAUUAUUGUCCCUCAUAAUAAUUCGUGAUAGGCACCAUUAGACAGAUUGGUUUUAUUAAGACAAUUAACAUAUUGCAGUUUGUAAAAACUGUGUGGACAACAGUCCCGGAUCUAAUGUCUCCACGGCGUAUGCGGAUAUGCAUAAGGCUAGGGCCCUGCUGUUUCAGAGGCCGCGCAUUUUGUACUUAGUUUUUCAAAAAAGGGCAAAUAAUAAAAGCAUUUAUUUAAAAC